Archocentrus centrarchus (flier cichlid) is the source of this 3466-nucleotide messenger RNA. RefSeq names its product 5-hydroxytryptamine receptor 4 (gene htr4). Gene Ontology annotation, molecular function: G protein-coupled serotonin receptor activity. Gene Ontology annotation, cellular component: plasma membrane. Bases 391 to 1617 code for a protein of 408 amino acids. The transcript has 7 exons. Gene Ontology annotation, biological process: chemical synaptic transmission; regulation of appetite; adenylate cyclase-activating adrenergic receptor signaling pathway. NCBI's taxonomy places the organism in Eukaryota, Metazoa, Chordata, Actinopteri, Cichliformes, Cichlidae. The record is from RefSeq and is a predicted model, not a curated record.
CCUGACUGGUCUCGCUCCACGCAGCUUCUCCAACCAUCUGCGGGCUCUCCUCAGCUCUCCACCAGCUGUCUCCACUUUUCUCCUGGCUCUCUAUCUCGCUACCUGCGGGCGCGCAUCGCCACCGCCGCUCCUGGCUGUCCUUGCGCACUGACAAGUCUCCACAUUCCCGCGUCUCUGCUGCGCUCCGCUUGUCAUUCCGCUCCUGUGAAGAGUCCGGAGCUGCAGCCGCGACCUCGGGCUGUUUCUCCUAUUUGUCUCCGGUUAUCACUUUCGCUUUGAGCUCGGAGUGGAGAGCGAUGUGAUUGAGGCUCAUGGGGAUUUAGUGUCGUGACAUGCUUUCAGGACCCGGCGCCUCCGCACAGAAAUGGGACUCUCAGCAUUUAUGGUCACAUGAAUGUCAGCGCUGCAGGCCAGAUGCCGGCGAUGGCGGAGCUCGGCGGUGAGAGCGACAGCAUGCCAAAGCGGAUGGCCCUGAUCUGCUUCCUGUCUCUGGUCAUGCUGAUGAGCGUCCUUGGAAACCUGCUGGUCAUGGUGGCCGUCUGCAAGGACAGACAACUCAGGAAAAUCAAGACCAACUACUUCAUUGUCUCUCUGGCUUUUGCCGACUUGCUCGUGUCAGUGCUGGUGAUGCCAUUCGGUGCCAUCGAGCUGGUCCACCAGCACUGGAUCUACGGCGAGACCUUCUGUUUGGUGCGGACAUCUCUGGACGUUCUGCUCACCACCGCGUCAAUACUACACCUGUGCUGCAUCGCCCUGGACAGAUACUACGCUAUCUGCUGCCAGCCUCUGGUCUACAGGAACAAGAUGACGCCCAUGCGAGUGGCUUUAAUGAUCGGCGGCUGCUGGGUCAUUCCUACUUUCAUCUCUUUCCUGCCCAUCAUGCAGGGCUGGAACAGCAUCGGCAUCGACCACCUGAUUGAGCUGAGGCGCUACAACAAUGGCAGCAACACUACAUCCUGUGUCUUCAUGGUCAACAAGCCAUAUGCCCUCACCUGCUCCUUGGUGGCCUUCUACAUCCCUCUAGUCCUCAUGGUGCUGGCUUACCAGAGGAUCUACAUCACAGCUCGUGCGCAUGCCCUACAGAUCAGCAUGCUCCAGCGGGCGGGAGGAGCCGGUACCAGUACCCCUGGUACUUCAGGCGCCAGCGGCGGGGUCGGUGCCGGUACAGCGUCAGACUCCGCCGACCAUCAGCGGAACCACCGUAUGCGAACAGAAACGAAGGCAGCAAAGACUCUGUGCAUCAUUAUGGGCUGUUUCUGCCUGUGCUGGGCGCCAUUCUUUGUUACCAAUGUGGUGGACCCCUUUAUAGACUACACAGUGCCCGAACAGCUGUGGGCCGCCUGCCUGUGGCUGGGCUACAUUAACUCCAUGCUGAACCCCAUCCUCUACGCAUUCCUCAACAAGUCCUUCCGCCGUGCCUUCCUCAUCAUCCUGUGUUGUGGGAGGCAGAGGUACCGCAGACCGUCCAUCCUCGGGCCCGGCGCUCCCUGCACGGCCACGCAAAUCAACGGCUCCACACAUGUACUCAAGUAUUGUGUCCUUCACAAUGGGAACCAUGCCGAGCAGGAGAAGAAGUCCCUGCAGACCCACACAGAGUCCCAUGAGUCGUGCUUGUGACCAACGACGACUCCACAGUCACAUUUCCAACAGCCUCGGCUCCCGCUGUCCCUCCACAGAGUCGAUGGAAAUGCACCGCCGCCUUCACACGUCUGGAGCUAAAAUCCAUCAUAGAUGCUACGAAUCCGGCAGGGCUCCAAACCCGAGCCCAGGAAGGACGUCAGGGAUCUAGAGAAGAGAUGGGGACACUGCCAAUGGUCCAUCUGGUUUUAAAGCUCAGCCAAAACUUGACCUGCAGUCUCCAAUGAGGUGCCAGAGGCUAGAAUAUAAAAUCAGCACUGUGUGGUGUUAAUUCUCUUGCCUGCAGGCCCACAGAGGCUGAGCUGACCCAGUGGAGCAGAGCAGAGCCAGGAUGUGACUGUGAUCCCGUCAGCACGCCCGCUGGCUGCUUUCUGUGAAGUCCGGCUCGCCGUGUGGACGAGCGGCAGCUUUGGUGGAGUCUGUACGAUUAAUGACUGUGCCAGGAAUCUUGGAAGUGAAUUAUGUCACCAAAGCUAUUUAAUGCACAUACAGUGGACGUAUUUGUGGUUCUGAUGAGAGGCUCCCCAUUGUUUUCCACUAUAAAAAUGUAAAAGAUUGACUCUAAAUUUUAGAAUGCUGUUCCUUGUAAAAUGACUAUCAGUUGGCAAAAUGAGCCUUUAUAAAGCAAGUGUUAUUGAUGCAAAGAGGCACAGUUUCUGGACUUUUCUUUUGCUGAACAUUGUGUCUUUGCCUUGAUACAAGGCUCAAAAUCCUGUUUGUCUCCCAGGUCCAAGCUUCCCAGCUCUGCUAAACUCUCACUAAGCUGAAAGCAAAUCCUUGAUUUAAACUGUCAAAGUGCAUUAUUACAGAGGCUGCUGUGUUCAUAACGCCAUGAAGCUUCAUCUGCUUGUUCUCAGUGGUAAGUUCCAAAAUAAGAAGUUCACUGGCUGCUCAUGAAUGAUUCGAUGGGAAUUGUGAUGAUCUCGGAGCAAUAUGUGCUGGUUUUCAUUGUCUGUGUGAUUAUAAGCGUAGGUUGUUUCAGUCUGUGUGAGUUUUGAGGGUGAUGUAUGUUUUCAAAUGUGUUUAUGAGUGAACUCAAAGGUGAUUUCAGUAUGUAUGAAGCUCCCUCUUCACCUCGUGUUACAUCCAUUCCACCCUACCGCACCAUUUGUUCCCUCCGUCUCUGCUUGCCUCGGAGGCUCUCAUGAAGAUUGCUGCAGAAGUCUCUCCAUUUGUUUGUACUCAUGAAACCUGGUGAAACACUAAAGCCAACUGUUCUUCUGCUUCCUCAGAAUACAAACCAUCACCUCGCCUCAUUGGUCCCUGAAGGACAUGCUACAUCUCACUGCAGGAUUAGUCUCCAUUUGCAGUCCACAAAUUACUAUUUAAUGCUGGCGCCAUUUGGGUGUAAUAAGCCAGUAAGUCAAGGAAUCUUCUUUAAUGCUAACCUUCCCUUUAUGCUGCCCCCUGAAGCACCAAAGAAACAGUGCUACAACAUACAGGACAUUGAAUAAAUGAUUGUAUAAGAGUGUGAUGAAUACAGUGUAAGAGGAAGCAUAAGCAUAAGUUCAUCAUUGCAAACUCUGAGUGUUGCAUCCCUCAUCUGUACUGAAGGUGGCUGAAAGGACUCUAUCAGGUGUAAAUAUUGCUCACAGGCAAAAAGUGCAGCUUUGCAAUGUGUUCUUCAUAUACAGUAUCAUCAUAAUUUCUGCUCACAAGCAGGUCUAAUGCAGUAGGUUAAAAAAAUGUGCCCAGCACCAAAAUGCAGACAAAGUUAGCACCUAGCUGGAGAAGAAAGUGAAACACCUUUCAGAUCCAGAUCAUGUUCUUUGGAGGGACAAUGGUGAGUGAUUACUGAAUGUCAAAUUAAAGCUGCUGUUGCCCCGUC